This is a messenger RNA of Maniola jurtina (meadow brown), 1873 nucleotides long. Its product is annotated as zinc finger protein 626-like. Gene Ontology annotation, cellular component: nucleus. The record is from RefSeq and is a predicted model, not a curated record. Gene Ontology annotation, biological process: regulation of transcription by RNA polymerase II. The transcript is spliced from 5 exons. Lineage: Eukaryota; Metazoa; Arthropoda; Insecta; Lepidoptera; Nymphalidae. Gene Ontology annotation, molecular function: DNA-binding transcription activator activity, RNA polymerase II-specific; zinc ion binding; RNA polymerase II cis-regulatory region sequence-specific DNA binding. Bases 107 to 1738 code for a protein of 543 amino acids.
AAUUUUGUGAUUUUUUGUUUUGAUUUAUUUUUCCUAGUAAUUUUCGUGGAUUUUCUGUGGUGUUUUUGAAGAAAAGAAAUGAAUUUGUAAAUAUUUUUGCUGAAAAAUGAAUGAAAGCGAAGUUAAUACGAAAUAUGGUGAAUGCAGGUGUUGUUUCGCGCUGGGCAACCACCGCGAUCUGAUGGAGGAGUACGAGUGGAACGGCACUCGCGAAAUUUAUUUUCAAAUAUUUUUGGAAUGCUUUAAUGUGUUUUUGUGCACCAAAACUGGUAAAAGCAACCUGAUAUGUACAUCCUGUGUGCUGCGGUUGAGAGAUGCCACCAGCUUCAAGAAGAUGGUUCUGGAAGCAGAGCGGAGCCUGACCAGCUGUAAGGUGAAGCAAGAAGAUUCUAUGACUGACCCUGAAAUCCCAUCAUCAUCAACAAUGCUGAUGGUUGAAGUGAAAUGUGAACCGAACGUGAGCUCAGAAUCAAAUGAUGAUUCCAUGCAUGGGCAGGAAGAGCUGGAUCCCUCAUCGAUGCUUAUAAUGGAAUGCGUGGAAAUAAAACGAGAAGCGGAUGUGGACUUUGAAACUAAAUAUGCAGAGCAAAAUGAUGGUUCCAGGCCUGAGUCGAAAGAUCAAGUCAAAGUAAAAAAUAGCAACCCCAAAAAGAAAAGACCUGGUACACCCGGCAAAGUCAAAGACAAAAAUAGAAUGGAGAAAUUAGCGUACAUUCACAACACUAGACUCAUUAUAGAAAACUCCAAUGUCGCUCCGUUCAAGCCCAAAUACCAGAACGGUUUCCCUUGCUUCUACUGCUCCAAGAUAUUCCAGGAUGUAACAGAAAUGAAACAGCAUCAACAGAGUCAUACAAAAACUGAACUGAAGACUAUUCUUUACACACUAGGAGCGGAAGCGUUUAUAAUCUAUGUCGACGUCACAGACCUGAAAUGUACAAUAUGUAAUGAAGAAAUUCCGAAUUUGGCCGAACUGAAAUUCCAUUUGGUCAAAAAACACAAGAAGAAAAUGCAAGCUUGCCCCGACCGCAUGGUCCCUUUCAAAUUAACCCCCAAUAUAUAUGAGUGUCAAAUAUGCAAUGGCAAUUUCGGAACUUUUGGAGCUAUGGAGCGUCAUAUGAACGUACAUUUUAGAAAUUAUAUAUGCAAGGAAUGUGGGACGGGUUACGUCACUAAAAGUCGUUUCAAAGUACAUUCCAAGCAACAUAAUGAGGGUAGUUAUGAAUGUGAGACGUGCAAAAAAGUUUAUACUACCCCCCUAAAGUUGAAAAAACAUAUUGACCUCGUCCACAAAAUGGUCAAACGGUUGAAAUGUAUGAAAUGUGGGGAGCGUUUUGUAAAUUAUUUCAAACAACAAAAGCAUAUGGUGGAAGAGCACGGCGAAGCGAGGCUGGAGUACAAAUGUAACUUCUGCGAUAAAAUAUUUGACAGAAAAUAUCUAUUAUCCACACAUAUGAAACGGGAUCAUUUGGAACAGAGAGAUUUUAAAUGUGAAAUGUGUUCGUACACCUGUUUCGCUAAGAAUGAUUUAAAAUAUCACAUGGUUAAACAUAAUGGGUCACGUAUAUUUGAGUGUUCAUUGUGUGAUAAGUCGUAUGCCAGAAAGAAAACUUUGCGAGAGCAUAUGCGGAUACAUAAUGACGACAGACGGUACGCCUGCCAGGUGUGUGGGCAGGCCUUUGUACAGAACUGCAGCUUGAAAGGGCAUAUUAAAACACAUCAUCCUGAAUUGCAGGUGUAAUAGAUAAGAAUUAGUUAUUAGAGGAUGCCCGCGACUUCGUCCGCGUGGAUGUAAGUUUGAAGGUUCCUGUAGGAACUGUUUGAUUCUCCGGUAUAAAAGCUCCCUAUGUCAAUUACAGGGACGCAAGCUAUCUCA